AUGGGUAAGUACUCCUGGGAGCCGAAGGCUGAGGAUGAGUCUCGCACUUGCAAGGCACGCGCACCCUACCUGCGCGUUCAUUUUAAGAACACUCACGAAUGUUGUCGGGCGAUUAAAGUGUGUUCUUCUCUUAGAAUGCUCACCGUGUUUAGGGUAUGACUCUCCAGCGUGCUCGCGCAUACCUGAAGAAUGUUAUUGCCAAGAAGGAGAUCGUUCCGUUCCGUCGCUUCAAUGGCAGUGUUGGUCGCCAUGCACAGGCUAAAGCAUGGGGCGUUGUUCAGGGUCGUUGGCCCAAGAAGUCUGCCGAGAUGCUUCUCCAGCUUCUGCACAACGCUUUUAGCAACGGCGUUAACAAGAAUAUUAAGGGCGGUGAGGCCAGCCGAUUGUACAUUAAACACAUUCAGGUUAGUGUUUAUUUAUUUAAUAGUCCGAGUAGGUUAACCCUGCCCCCUCACUUCGCCGCCGCACAUAUCGUGCUCACGGGCGCAUCAAUCCUUAUAUGUCCUACCCAUGUCACAUCGAGGUGAUUCUGGCCACCAAGGAGGAUGUCGUGCCCAAGGUUGCAGCUGCAUCUGCUCAGCCGACAAAGAAGAAGGAAUCUAAGAAGAAGCUGAAGAGGCAGAUGAUGAAGGAAAGCGACGGAUUCUAG
Messenger RNA from Spirometra erinaceieuropaei, 649 nucleotides. The record is from the annotation of a GenBank genome assembly. Lineage: Eukaryota; Metazoa; Platyhelminthes; Cestoda; Diphyllobothriidea; Diphyllobothriidae.